Molecule: messenger RNA, 1736 nt
Organism: Cottoperca gobio
Lineage: Eukaryota; Metazoa; Chordata; Actinopteri; Perciformes; Bovichtidae
Gene: cldn5a
Product: claudin 5a
Exons: 1
Coding region: 263-910 (215 amino acids)
Cellular component (GO): membrane; bicellular tight junction
Molecular function (GO): structural molecule activity
Source: RefSeq, a predicted model, not a curated record
ACCGCAGAUAUUCGUGGUCCGGUGCUACUGUGAUUCCAGUUGUUUUCACAUCCCCUCACUAACAAAGAGACUCAGAGCUGCUGUCUCUUACAUCUCCGAGUAAAUGCGGUAAGUGGUGAUGCGCAACUAACGAUUGACGCUCCUGUACAUCGAGGCGACAACGAAGUGAUAAAGAGCAUAAAGACACCUUGCUCUGAAGAAGAUACAUUAGGGGAGAGUUUGAAAAGUUUCAGAUUGAUUUAACUGAACUUAAAGAGCGAAAAUGGUGUCGGCCGGACUGGAGAUCCUGGGACUAUCGAUGUGCGUAAUUGGCUCGUUCCUGGUGAUGGUUUCGUGCGGGCUGCCCAUGUGGAAGGUGACGGCUUUCAUCGAAGCCAACAUCGUGGUGGCUCAGACAAUGUGGGACGGCUUGUGGAUGUCGUGCGUGGUGCAGAGUACGGGCCUAAUACAGUGCAAGAUGCACAACUCCGUCCUCGCCCUUACCCACGACCUGCAGGCGGCCAGAGCGCUCACGGUCAUCUCCUCGGUGAUGGGCGUGCUGGGGCUCAUGGUUGUGAUUGUGGGGGCGCAGUGCACCAACUGUAUCCGCAGUGAAUACGUCAAAGCCCGGGUAGUGAACGCCGGAGGGGCCACCUUCAUCAUCAGUGGUGUGUUUGUGCUGGUGCCUCUCUGCUGGAUGGCCAACAGCAUCAUAUCGGACUUUUACAACCCGCAGGUGCCCGCAUCCAAGAAGAGGGAGAUCGGCGCUGCGCUCUACAUCGGCUGGGCGGCCUCAGCGCUGCUGCUGAUCGGAGGAUCGCUGCUGUGCUGCUCCUGUCCCUCCAGCGGCAACUCUGGAUACUCGGUAAAAUACGCACCGACCAAGAGAGCCACGCCGAACGGAGACUAUGACAAGAGGAAUUAUGUGUAGCUCAUAGCUGGCGGUGCGUAAAAGUGACCUGCAGCUUUUGAAAAACUGCUUUUGACGGACGUUAUCUUUGCACCUGCAGUUUUAUUUUUAGAAAUCUGAACUCUGAAAAUCAAUGGAAGCACAUCUGCUGUUUUUACAACCGCAAAUUCACAAAUCCCUUUUUGUAUCUACAGGAGAUUUAAAAAAAAAAAAAGACUAAAGGAGUAUCUUUGUUAGGUACCUGCUUUUGUAAAUCUUCAAAUGAUUAGUAUUUUGAACUGUUUACCGUUGUAGCUGCAAAGUUUUUCUUUUCUAGAGGAACUCUUGCCAUUGAAUAUUUACACUGUUCUUUUGCCUUGAUGUGCAUUGUCAGCACAAACUUGUACAGAAACUGAGAAUGAUUGCACUCCCACACAUUCAAAGACCCAUUUCCUUCAGUGGAACUACGCCGACAUGUUGAGGACUCAAAGCAAUGUCUAAUAGCGAUAAAGAACGAAGAAGAAAGGUGUACAUAUGUUAAAGCACCAAUAAAUCCCACACAGGCUUUUGUCUUGUUCAGAAGUUGAUGGCGGUGACUCUGAAGUUUGCGGUCUAAUUUUGGACUUGUAGAUUUCGGGGAGCCUGGGAUCUGUAGGUCACAACAUGAAAUGUUACAGUCCGUUAUUCGGCUGCAUUCAACACCUGCACCGUUUUUUGCCUCAUUGUCACUGCAGGCAGUCUUUUCUUUUCAGAAAUUCUAGGAAUAAACUUUGUUUUCUGUUGGUUGGUUUAUGUAAUGAUUUCAUUGUAUAUGAAGAUGCAAUAUUGUGUCAUUUUAUUAAGAUUAAACUGAAUAUAUUGUCUGAAA